GCACGCGCUAGCUAGGUAAAUUGACUUAUUAUUACCACAGAUAUCUAUUUCUUUGAUACCUAAUUAUUCUAGUAUUUGCCAAUCGUCUUAUUUAUUCUCUUGAUCAAGCCUCUACUAGAUUUACAUCGGACACUAUGGCACUAAAACGAAUUUUUUGGCUCUGGCUUUGUCUUCUGCUGACUGCAGCUCUUGCAAAUCAGGCGUCUCUCAUCUCGGACAGUACAUGUUUAGCUUCGAGCAAUGUCUCCCCAAAGACGAGUUAUGACGCCUGCUGCCCAAGCAAAUCCCAGAGCGGCACAGGCUAUGUCGAUAAUAUUCAAUUCAGAUACCAGUGUGGGUUAACUCCGGAUCCAGCCGGCGAAGAAGUGCCUCAUAAGGUCGGCAGUAUACAUGACUGUGCGACUCUCUGUGCGGAGAACACUGACUGUAAGGCGGGGACAUGGGAUUACCAGUACGGCCGGUGUUAUCUGACGACGAAUAUGUCCGGUACAAAGCCGUCGCCUCUCUGGGUGCUGCUGGAGAAAAGCACUAAGUCGGAUUGCCAGAAAGUGGAGGCGGCUCUCCGGCAAUGCAAGAUGGCCGAAGACACCUGCCAGUCUGCAAGGAAAGAGUGCGAGUCUAACCACGCAGAGUGCCUGCGGCAGCAGGUUGAGCUCCAGCGCCAGAAGGAUGCUUUGACCAAGGAGAACAAUGAUUUAACGACGAAGUUGGAUGCCGCAGAGAAGACCAACGCACAACUCCAGCAGGAGAGAAACACGGCGCUAACAAAUUAUGGCACCUGUCAAGCGCAAGAGACUCAACUCCGGACGGCAUAUGCGACCCUGCAAACCCAAUUUCAGAAGACACUGCCAUGCCCGGACGGGGAGGAACUGACAAUGGGUGGCAUCAGGUACAAAAUAUACUGCGGUAGGGGCGUGUCGGAAGCUGGUUUUAAUGGUAAUCAUGGUGGUGGAGUCGGAGACAUCGGGUUCCACCAAUGCCUUUCCGUUUGUUCCGCAGAUGCCACAUGCAAGGGCGUCAAUUAUUGGUAUUACGGCGACAAGCCUGUUUGUAGCAUGGCCGACAUCUACGAGAACCCGCCCACAGGCUCAGGUGGGUAUAGGUGUAUCGGCGCAGUUCCUGUCUCCCCGAAAUAAAAUAAUGGGCCAUUUCAUCAGCGGUACAAAUUGGUGCAGAGAGGAUCAAGCAUGGGGGAAGAUGCUUUUGGCUUACCGUCCGCUGGGCUCUUAGUCUGCCAAUUAGAUAAACCCUGGUUGAUUUGUUUGCCGCUGCCGCAACCUGGAAUGAGCCUU
Aspergillus alliaceus is the source of this 1292-nucleotide messenger RNA. RefSeq lists its product as uncharacterized. Lineage: Eukaryota; Fungi; Ascomycota; Eurotiomycetes; Eurotiales; Aspergillaceae. Bases 135 to 1136 code for a protein of 333 amino acids. The record is from RefSeq and is a predicted model, not a curated record. The transcript has a single exon.